Loa loa (African eye worm) is the source of this 528-nucleotide messenger RNA. RefSeq lists its product as hypothetical. The coding region runs from base 1 to 528 and encodes 175 amino acids. The transcript has 4 exons. The record is from RefSeq and is a predicted model, not a curated record. Lineage: Eukaryota; Metazoa; Nematoda; Chromadorea; Rhabditida; Onchocercidae.
AUGGUGACAUCGUCUCCUCAUGAAUAUCAUCGUUCGAAUCUACCACAAUUUCAAUUACAACGAUUACUUGAUGCUUUUGAAAAAGAGCAGAAAAGUUUUAACGAUGAAUCAAAACGAUCAAUUUGUGCGCUUGAAGAAAGAUGUAGGCAAUUUGCGGAUAACCAAGCAAUUCUUCAAGUUCGAAUUCUGGAAAAAGAUUCUGAAAUAGAUUUGCUAAAAGCGCAAAUAAAUACAUGUGCUGCAGUGGAUGAACAAUUUCGUUUAAUAAAAACAAAAUUGGAUAAUGAAUUACUCGAAAGUAAAAAUAAAAGUGAUCAAAUUCGUGUUUUAACAGAACAAGCUGAAAUUGUUAAAAGGCAACACGAAAAUGAAAUCCGAGAAAAAGAUAAAUGUAUCAGCGAACUUUUCUCGAAAUUAAAAGCAGCUGAAGAUGCAAGUAAACCAGCAUUUGAAAAAACAGCUAAUCUUCAAAAUGAAAUUGAUGAAUUGAAAAGACAGGUAAAUGAAUUUUCCAUGUUAAUAUUCUAA